CUUUUAAAGCCGGUCGUCGGGUCGGACGGACAGACGGACCGUAGCAGGACUUUAAAUACCUCGGAGCGUCUCUAACGGGACAUUUGACAGCCGAGAGGACCGGGACGCGUUCAGGGUCCUAUUUUAUUUCCCCUCCGCCUCCUCCUCCCCUCUCUCACUCUCUCUCUCGCUCUUUCUCUUUCUUUUUGUCUCCUCCGUUUUCGGAUGGAGCUGCAACAAUUCCUCCACAGCUUGCGCCGCCCGCCCGCCGCUCUCCGCCGCCGGGACUGAAGCCGUGACGCGCCGCCGCUCGGUGAUUUUUUUUUCUCGCUGAGAGAAGAAGAAGACUCAUCAUUUUGAUUUUGUCGUCCUCUCCGUCCUCUCUGUCUUCCAGCAGGCCGCCGUCUCCUCCGUGACUCUCUGUUCCCAUGCGAUUCUUCAGACUCACAUUCAAGUGUUUCGUGGAUUGUUUUUGAAGGUCGCUGUCCGAUCGUCGGUGUAAUUCCCUUUAUUUUUUAUUUUCACGGUUUUUUUAUUUUAUCAUUUCCUCUUAUUAUUUUUCCAUUCGAGAAAGAAAUGUCUCCCGAUUAUUCUUAGACCUUUUUGAUUUUGUGUCUUUAAAAAAAAAAAAAAAACAAAAAAAAAAACUGAAUUAACUGAUCUGGAUUCAUAAUAAAUAAAAGAACAGAUUCGGGAUCAGCUGAUCCACGACCCGCCCGCUGCUCUCCGAGAAUAAUAAUCCUAAUAAUAAUAAUCUGAUUUAUUAUUAUAAGAGAAGAAGGAGACAGAGACUGAAGGCGGGAACAGCAGAGGUCUUAAAGCGGACUGGGACAGACCUGGACCUGCUGCUGACUGACUCAUCUGUUCCUGACUGGAAGGUGAACACGGAACUGAAUUUAGGACUAAAACCAGAAGAGAACUGAGUUUUUAAAGAGACAAAAAGACGUGAAAUUAAAGGGGGAAGUGAAACCGACUGAGACUGGUUUGUUCCUGGGUUUUUUUUAAACUGGUGACCGGAAGUGGACAGGUGACAGGAAACACCUGAGAGAGGGUCAUUAAAGGGAGAAAAGACUCAACAGCAAACAGUGCAGACUGCUCCUUUACUGACUGGUUUGAUACUGGUUUAGAGUCUAAAACGACCAGGGUUUGUAGAACCAGAACUGAAAGACCACUUACUGACUGGUCCCUGACUGGUCCCUGACUGGUUCCUGGUCCCUCACUGGUCCCUGACUGGUUCCUGACUGGUUCCUGACUGGUUCGUGAUGGAGAAACAGGCCCUUCCAGCCUCCUCCUGCUCCCUGGUCCUCCUGGAGGAGUCCAAGAAGAACCCCCUCCUCCUGUCUAACGGUGGCGGCGGUUACCCUCCCGCGGCUGCUAAUGGCAGCCUUGUCCCCCUGUCGGCGGCGUCCGGCGGCAGCAGUGGAGCGUGUGCCGGUCCGGACAAGAAAGGAGGCGUGGUGACGGCGGCGGGUCCAGGAUACCCAGAGCGGGAGACGUGGACCCGGCAGAUGGACUUCAUCAUGUCCUGCGUCGGCUUCGCUGUGGGACUCGGGAACGUGUGGCGGUUUCCGUACCUGUGCUACAAGAAUGGAGGAGGCGUCUUCCUCAUCCCCUACCUGCUGUUCAUCUUCGUCGGAGGAAUCCCCAUCUUCUUCCUGGAGAUCGCCCUCGGACAGUUCAUGAAGGCCGGCAGCAUCAACGUGUGGAACAUCGCUCCGCUGUUUAAAGGUCUGGGCUACGCCUCCAUGGUGAUCGUGUUUUUCUGUAACACCUACUACAUCAUGGUGUUGGCCUGGGGUUUCUACUACUUGAUCAAGUCUUUUAACUCCACCCUGCCCUGGUCCACCUGUGACAAUGAAUGGAACACACCCAGCUGCAUCGAGAUCUUCCACCACCAGGACUGUAAGAACGGCAGCCUCGCCAACGUCACCAUCACCGGCAACUUGACCUGCGCCGAGCUGGCGAAUGCCCGGUCGCCCAUCAUCGAGUUCUGGGAGAACAAGGUGCUGAACAUCUCAUCUGGUCUGGAUGAACCUGGACAGUUUAACUGGGAGCUCAUGCUGUGUCUAGUGGCCGUCUGGGUCCUGGUUUACUUCUGCGUCUGGAAGGGAGUCAAGUCCACUGGGAAGAUUGUGUACUUCACAGCGACCUUCCCUUACGUGGUCCUCAUCAUCCUGCUGGUCAGAGGAGUCACUCUCCCUGGAGCCUAUGACGGCAUCAUGUACUACAUCAAACCUGACUGGUCCAAACUGGAGGAGGCUCAGGUGUGGAUAGACGCCGGGACACAGAUCUUCUUCUCCUACGCCAUCGGGCUCGGAGCUCUGACAGCGCUGGGCAGCUACAACCGCUUCAACAACGACUGCUACAAAGACGCCUUCGUCUUGGCUCUGAUCAACAGCGGAACCAGUUUCUUCGCUGGUUUCGUCGUGUUUUCCAUCCUCGGCUUCAUGGCUGCCGAGCAGGGAGUCGACAUCUCACAGGUCGCUGAGUCAGGUCCAGGUCUGGCCUUCAUCGCGUAUCCGAAGGCGGUCAGUCUGAUGCCGGUGGCUCCUCUCUGGGCAGCGCUCUUCUUCUUCAUGCUGCUGCUGCUUGGACUCGACAGUCAGUUUGUUGGGGUGGAGGGAUUUGUUACUGGAAUUCUGGAUCUGUUUCCUGGAAAAUACCAACAUCGCUACAAAAGGGAGAUUGCUGUGGCAAUAUGUUGUUUACUGUGCUUCAUUAUCGACCUCUCCAUGGUGACGCAGGGAGGGAUGUACGUCUUCCAGUUGUUUGACUACUAUUCGGCCAGUGGAAUGACUCUGUUGUGGCAAGCAUUCUGGGAAUGCAUAGUAGUUGCCUGGGUCUAUGGUGCUGACCGCUUCAUGGAUGAUGUAGCUCGUAUGAUUGGCUACAGGCCUUUCCCCUGGAUGAAGUGGUGCUGGUCCUUUAUAACUCCAUGUGUCUGCAUGGGCAUCUUUCUGUUCCACCUGGUGAACUACAAGCCACUGACCUACAACAAUGUGUACGUGUACCCAUGGUGGGGUGAGGUGAUUGGCUGGUGUCUGGCUCUGUCCUCCAUGCUCUGCAUCCCUGUCAGCCUUCUCUACAAACUCUUCAGAGCCAAGGGAACCUUCAAAGAGCGCCUGGCCCACCUGACCAGUCCGGUGUGGGGGGCCCAUCACCUGGAGUACAUGGCCCCGGACAUCAAGUCCCUGACCUCGCUGUCCCCCGGCACAGACGACAACAAGGUCAUCAUCUUCGAGAGCGUCAUGUAGGCACUGAGCUCCAUCUCCAUCCACCCCACUUAUGACAAGAUAGCAGGCGCCUCACCACCACAACCUCGACCUUCAGAUUUACCUCCACCCGGUAUCAGGCCUCAGAAUGGACUCAUGAAAUGAUCAAUCGGUCUGUCCUUCACUGAUUGCUGGCUUUCAUUGAUUGGUUGGUCUCCUCAGCUCCUCCAGACAUGACCAGACCAACGCUGCGAAGAUUCUCCGUACCUGUAAAGGAAUAAAGGAAUAAGGGAAUGACCCAGCUCCUCCAGGAGGGUUUUUAUCAUUACACCAACAACAAAUGCCUCCUUUAUGACAAAAUGUGUCAUUAAAAUCAGCAGAUCACUGGGUUCUUUAACUGUAAAGGGCUUUGAUUCUUCUUUGCUUCUCAAUGAAGAUAUAAUUAUUCUUGACAAAAUGUCAAACCCUGGAGGGGCUGAAGAAUGUUGGAAAGUUUUUCUUCCUGAUUGAGUCUCACUAUGCUCAAAAAGCUGCUGAACGUCUCUGUCAAAUCAGAGGUUGGGCUUCCUCCAUCUUAGAUAAAGGGUAUCAAUGCAAUCUUGUCUAGGGGUUGGUGGAUUGGACAUGCAAACAUACACAAACCUGAUAGAUGGACAUUACACAUUCACUGCCUGUCAUUAUUUCAUCAUCAUUCUGACAAUACUAAACAUCAACACUGGGACUGGUGCUCGCUGAUCGUCUUUUUUCAUUUUGCUGCUGUUUUUGCAGCAUCUGAGCUCCGAGUCUAAACUUGUGCGUAAAAUUUAAGCUUAAAUUUCAGAACACUUUAAACAGCUGUGUUUGUGUAAUGACCGUUCCUGAAGACAGAGUUCUAGACAGUGACUGACUGACUGACUGACCCCCAGAAAAUAAUAAGAGGUAAUUUGUAUCGUAACAGGAAUUAAAAAUGACAGAAUCAUUUGAUCUUCACUUUUGCGCUUAAAUGGAAAAGCAAAAGGACAAGUUUCCAUGUCUGAGUGUAUUCUUCAAAUGUCCUAGAAGAAUCACUUAAAUGUGUGAAAAACACUAAUGUGGCUUUUCUUACUACAGAAAAAAAUAAAAUCCUGUUGCGUGGCAACCAGCGGUCCGUGAACUCACCACGCUUAUCUGAGCUCAGUGAGUCCUGAAUGCAUCAUCAGACUGUCCUGAGUUUAACGAGCCUUGAAUCUAAUGUCUUUAAGCCUGGUUGUGAGCACUUUAUGUGACACUUUGAUUGUUGAAGCCUGUUUCUGAUCUAAAUUCUAAACCCUGAUCAGAACUGACAUCGCCGUUGAACUGAAACCAUCCACCUGAUGUUUUUAACCAUAAUACUGUGAAUCACCAGCUCCUACUACUGAUCCCAGAACAGUCCUGACUCCUGAGCAGCGUGUGGUUCUCAGACCGCUGACCUCCAAUCUGUUUUCAACAGUCACACUGAGGCUUGAUUCACUCAGGCAACAAUAGAUCUGACACUCGAAGGAUGGGUCCAGUGAGAAUUCUGUCACACAAGGUCCAACUUACUUGUUUGUAAUGCUUUCAACCACAACUCACGGUCCUCUUCAGAGAAAUCUGCCUCAUUUUUCCAGCUUGAACUUUGAAAUCCAGGUUGUGGUUUCACCUGAAUGCAAACAAACUGAAAUUAAAGGGUUGACAAAACACAAGCUUUAAAAUUAACCAACAGCAAUUUUUAUAAGUCUGAUAAUUGAUUAAUUGAUCAUAAAUAAUUUAUCAAGUAAACAGUCCAAACAUUAUGAAGCUCUACUCUCUUAAUUGUGUUCAAUAUCUUUGGGUUUUUGCUGUUGAUGAUUUAAAAGUUUUCUUACAUUUACAAACCAAUGGAGUAAUGAAGUAAAUAAUAAGCAGGUUAAUCUUUUAUAAAAAACAAUUCAAAAUCAUCAAACAAAAUCAUUAGUUGUAUCCCAGGCUCGAUUACCAACUGGGCAAAGCAGGUAGCUGUUCCAGGCUCAGUUUGUUUCAGUGGUUGUUCAUUAUUUACAGCAAAUUUAGGAAUUUAUGAAGCAUAAGAACAGAACUGAUGAGAUCAAGUGCAUUAUUACAUAAUCUCAAAAGGGACUCAACAACAAAACAGUUUAAUCCACCAGCAGUGGAAUAAGUAUUCAGAUACCUGAGUAAAAGUACCAAUAUAACACUGUAAAAAUACUCAAUUACAAGUAAAAGUGUACCUGAAUAGAAGUACAGAUGUAUUAUCCCCAUCAGUGAAAUAAUAUUAUCUCUGAUAUUGUUAUUUUGUUAAGCAGCUUUUUACUGUUGGUAGAGAUAAAUCUGAGGAGUCAUGAGAAGAUUAAGAAAAAAAACUAUGUUUGUUGAUCCAAAGUUGUUUUCAUUUUUCAGAUGCGAGAGUCACAGGCCAAAACUAUAGGUUUAUAGUCAUAAAUUUUAAUGUUAAGAUCAGUUGUAUCAGUUACAUAAAUGUAGUGGAGCAAAAGUAUAAAGUAGCAUUAAAUGGAAAUACUCAGGUAAAUGCACGGAGAUACUUUCCAUCACUGAUGUCAGACCAUGGUUGCAGCCUGAUCACAUGGUUUUCUUCAGCAGAUAGAGAACCUCAGAUAUUCAGGGUUUUAAUAAUAUCACAAAUCUUCAAAAUAAAUAAACAAACAGUACCUGACGUGUUCUAUGAUGUCCCAGUUGAUCACCUGAUGAACCACAGACUCGUCCAAACUGAAACUGAAACUAAAGUCAGAUUCAUCACUGCAAACUGAAAUCGAAACUGAAACAGGAAGAACAUCAAAUAAAAAGCUGGAAAACUGUCAAGUGGUGACUGAAAUCUCACUGGACCUGACCUUUAACCCCUUCAAUAUUCUGGAUCUGACCUCCUUAUGAGGAGGUUCAGGCUUGUGUGAGAAUCAGGUCAGAGGUCGGACUUCUGCGUCCCCCGGGUUGACUGAAGUGCCAAACAGAACGAUACUGGCCCUGCAGGGCUGAUCCCAGACCAGGGCUCAAGGCUGCCAAUAUCAACCUGUUCACUCCUCUCUGCCUCGUCUCAUUUAGUCUCAUUCACGCUGAGCUCCACCUACCAAACACCGCACUCUCCUCACAAACAGCUGCAGGGGGUCAAUGCUGAGAAUUUUCAUCUAAAAACUUGUUUCCCGACUCACUGGAUGUAAGAGAACCUUUUCUGCAGGACUAGAUUUAAUCUGGAUUCAGUUUGCUACAUGUGUGAUAACACUGACGCACAACACAAGCCUCUUCCAAACUUUUCUGUCCAAGAAAGUCUAAUUUCUGUCCAGACAUCAUCACAAAACUGAACUGCUUUAGCUCCACUGAGCAGAUACGCAAAAAUGUCUUACUGUUAAAGAGAACAACAAUUGACUGAUUAUAUUUAUCAGAUUUCAGAUGCUGCUUUACUCCUUAGUUCCCUGAACUACCAACAGAACCUUUUACUAUGUUUUGGCACAGAUUAAGAAGAUGAGGAGUUAGUCAGUAUUUACCUGCAGCCAGAUCAGCUGGUGGAGCAAUGAGAGCUGAAGGACUCAGCGUGAUGCCAAGCGUUGCCUUACGUCAUUGUCUUAACUCUAGAGUCCGUACGGUUGACUAGCCAAACCCCGAGCCCUACAGCACGUCCUGUGUACGGCUCUGGUUUACAGCCCACCAAUCAGCAGUCUGCGGGGGCGUGUCUACAACUCUGUCUCCUAGCAACCACUCACCAUCCACCUAUCAUGGGGAAACAUGAUUAGAAUGUAAGAUAUAAUAAAACUACAUACAUUUGCACAUUGUUGUAAAAUAAUGUUGCUAGCACUUUUAAAAAGAAUCGUGUUAGAAAUGGUGUUUUGUUUUACAUAUUGUAAAAUGAAUCAGAGAUUUAUUUUGUGGAGGCUUUUAUUUUGCUGAUACAUACAGGAUGACAAAUAUAUAUAUAUUGAAUAUCUUUGUGUGCUAUCUAUAUUUGAUGCAGUAUGUAAAUGAUGAUGAUGAUGAUUUCUGGCUGAUUGUUCACGUUUAGCCGGCAAACACGAGCAACGAGCCGCGCCAAGUGACGCAGACUGCGACCAACUCGAGCUUCAGGCUACCUCACUUCUCAUUAAAACUUUCAAAACAAAACUUCUUUUAGCUUUUUAUGCAAAUCUUUUGUCAGCGGCAUUGGCUGCGCCGGCUGCUAGCAAGAGAGGACUGUGGGAAGUGUUUCUGGAAAUGUCUCCGUCCUCAUCCUGUUUCACGUUGCAGCUUUAAAGGCUCUCCGUCAUCAAUGGAAAUUUAAGUGACUGAGAACUGACCCCCAGGAUGCAAAUUUAAAAAAACAAAAACAAAAACUGUUAAACUUAGUCUUAAAUGUGCAAAAUUAAUAUAAAUAAAAUGUAAAAUAUAUUAUUAUGACAUAUGUUGGUGCAGUGAGGCCUUUAAGCGGUGUCUGACUGGCUAACGUGAACAAGCAGCGAAGGGCAGGGAUUUUAUUUUGGCGGGUUUGCUGCGAUGCAGUGAUGUUAAGGCUGUCGAGGCUUCGUGUGGCUCCGAACACACUACGAAAGGGAAUCUCUUUUUUUUCUUUAUCUUUCUGAUUUUUAAUUCUCAAAGUGCUCAAGUGUUUGAAGAGUUUUAGCUUUAGAUGAUUUUAGCUUUUUUUUUUUCUCUGUGUGUUUUACUGAAUAUCAGUGUUUUUCCCUCAGACCCCCCAUGGCUCAAAUUCUCAAAUUAUUAUUACUAUUAUUAUUAUCUCUACCAAGACUGAAAAACUUAAAUCUGCUUGUCUAAUUUGAUCAAAUUAAUUUGCACAUAUUUUUACAUGAUGUAAAAUAAGUUCAGUAAUGUUAAAAACAUGAAGCCAGAAACAUUUUAAAGGCUGAAUAACUGCCGACUGUAACUCUGCCAUUUAAAAUAAGAAGAGGGUUGUUGAAGUUUGCGUUGCUCUGUCUGAGAAGUUAAACUGAUGCUGAUCCAGGCAAAUAAAACCACUCACCACCAAUUAAACAGUAAAUACAGCUACAGCUACCUCAACAAGGUGAGCUGAUCCAACACUACCCGGAAAACACAACUACAUAUCCAAGCAGUCAGUGGGAGCUUCCAGACACCAAUCACAUUCAGAGACUGAUGAACACUUUUGUGAUGCCAGAUAUAAUAAAUCAGUUUUAAAAAGUCUGUGUUUCCAAACACAGUUAAAACAAGAACCAGUUGACCAAUCAGCUCAGUCUGCCAGGCACCAAAUCUAAUUUCAUGUCAGACAGAAAAUAAUCAAACACAAACUGACCCUGGUCCAAAAUAUAGAAAAUCAAAUAAUCUGUCCAAUAAAAAUCAGAUUUAAAACAGACGGGCUUCAGAGGGACUGAUGAUUAAACUAGUGAGAUUAGAGAUCUAGAGGUCACAAUCGUGUAACUCAAGUGCCACUGAUAACAGUUAUCUCACUAAUAAAAACUAACCCGAGGCAGUAUUUUAUAGAACUGAUCAAACCGACAUUUUAAACGUAGAAUCUUUUAUUUUUAAAAGUUUGUGUCUCGUCUCUGGACCGGAGCCUGAGAGGGUCAGAGGGUGGAAUUUUAAAAAAUAAAUCUGCAGCCAUUUAACAAAAGAUAUGGAGAAAAUGAAAAUGUACAUUUACCAAAAUCUGAUGUUGUGUCAUGUCAUUUUGUCUUUGUGCUUUUCUGCCAAAAAAAAAACAACAAAAAACUAAAACAUGUUGUGACAGUAUCUUUGAUCUGAAACUGUAAAGUGCAGGACUGGAUGUAAACAUCACAAACUUCUGUAAAACUGCUGCUGACACUGUAACACACACAGACUAUUCAGAUGUUUACAGUGAUUAUUUUAAAAAGGUUUGAAUACAGACUAAAUAUCUAAUAAUUAUGACAUCUACCCAGUUAUAGAUGCAGAAAUUUAAAAAGAGAAAAGGUUCUAAUGAAAAUCAAAUUUAUUGUGUAAACCUCAGAUGUUUCUCCAGUUAAAUUCUGCAGCUCUGCAGAUCUUUUUAGCGUUUUUUAGUUUAGUUUUCAAACUGAAUCCAAACAAUCCGUCUGCUCUGACUGUCCACUGCAGGUUUUGAUAAACGAUACUGUCAGCAGGUUUCCUUCCUUGGAGAGUGUCUGAUCCUAAAACCUUCUGCUGUUCUCAGACUGGAUUCACUCACAGCAGCUUUUAAAGUUUUUAAUUUCAGCUCCAUUUUACUGUAGAUUAUUAUUUUUUAUAGAUAAUUUUUGAAAAAAGUAUUGUUAAUUAUCUCUUAGCCAAUAACUUUGCCAAAACGUUUUCUAACUUAAACAAAAAAGAAAACUAUGACAUCCUAAAGGGAAUGAUGAAAAAGAUGAUUUUUUGUUCUUUUUGGUUUCUUGUCACCACAAAAAUAUUUUUCUCUUUUCCUGACACAACAGAAAAGUAUGACAUGUCACUGGUGCUCUUGGAAAACAACCAAAACCUUUGGUCAUUUAAUUAAAUAACUUACUUUAUGUUUUUUUUUUUUUUUUUGGAAAGGUGGUGUUGUAGCUAUGGAACCAGCAGGGGGCGCUCUCCUCCGGUGGGAAAUCCCAUCGUGUUUGGGUUGGAAACAGAGACAGAGUCCCCCCAGGCUUUAACGUACAGAUCUGUAUAAUGAGAGGGAAAAUAUCACUGAUCACAUCUUUCAACAAAAACAUUGCAAAGAAUUAAGAACGUAUAGAAAUUAAAUCAGGUUUGUUCUGAGCUAAAAGAAAUGGAUGAAAAAUUAGGUCACAAUAAGGUAAAAACUCUCACAAGCAUCUUGUAAUUAGAAUUUAGUUAGUUUAGUUAGUCAAAACUGACGGUCCAGUUAGAUUUUUUUUUUUUUUUUUCCUUUCUUAGCGCCUAGUUUGGGGCGCUAAAAAAGGAGGUUGAGGUUAACUGCACCCUAGCAACCUCUACGACAGCUUCGGAGUCAAAUCUGAUUGGUUAGGGCAACAUGAUAACAUCUAAUAUAAACACAAAGUCAGACUGAAUAAUGAAAUUAAAGAAUUAAUAAAAUUUAACCUGACAAUUAGUCAUUAUUUUAACCUUAAUUGUGUUUUUCAGUUAAAUAUAGCUCUUUAGCAACAGCUAACGAAGAGUGCAACAUCAUCAGCAAACAUGUUUAUAAUGCAUUUUUGCUACAGUUUGCAUCAAAAAUCACAGUCCUCCUCCAGAACUCACAGACAUGAAACAUGUAUUUUUAGAUUCAGUGUAAUUUAUGCUUUCAGAGGAUAUCAUUAUCUCUGAUAUCCAUCGUGAACAACUGUCUAUAAAGUUACUUAAAAAUCAUAGAAAAAAUCGCUCUUAUCAAUUCAGAACUUGCCUGAGAAUCCUCCUGUUUUUAAGUUUUCUUAAGUAUCACAGUAAUCCACUGAUAGUUGUCUGUACAUUAGUGGGUUCACUGAAAACAGGAGCUGAUAAUAGAUAAUUCUGCAAUUCUGAUAAAUCUGCUAAUAUCUCAUAAAGAGAUUCUGUAGAGAGUUUUUAUUUUAUCAUUUCUUAUUUUUCAUUUAUUUAUUUCCUGUUCAGGUCGUAUGAGCUUCCAGAAGCUGUUUGUUGGCUUAAAAAUAUUGAAAUCCUGUCUGUGUUUCCUGCCCAAACUGAGCAACAUGGUGACCUCAUCCAUCGCAGCGUCAGCCAUUUUUAUUGUAACUGUGUCUCUGUGACUUCCUGUAAACCACAGUCUUCCAUCCGUAACUGUAGAUUAGACAAUCGAUUAGGUGAUAAGUAGCUUAAUGAACUAAUAUCUGUGUUAACGAUAGUAACGACACUCGGGGCUUGACGUUAACGAGUCACCAGCCAAAAAUAAUGAAAGAGUUGAUUGUGAGCCCCGGUGAUGUCACCUGUGUUUCAUUGACCUUUGACCCCUGCGAGGGUCUCCAUGCUGUAAGCCACUGUGAUCACUGUGCUUGUUCAUCACAGACUAAACCAAUGGCAAUAAAAACCAGCGUCAUGACAAACAGCU
Molecule: messenger RNA, 11073 nt
Organism: Lates calcarifer (barramundi perch)
Lineage: Eukaryota; Metazoa; Chordata; Actinopteri; Centropomidae
Gene: slc6a8
Product: solute carrier family 6 member 8
Exons: 14
Coding region: 1242-3233 (663 amino acids)
Biological process (GO): sodium ion transmembrane transport
Cellular component (GO): membrane
Source: RefSeq, a predicted model, not a curated record